This is a messenger RNA of Fusarium venenatum, 1038 nucleotides long. RefSeq lists its product as uncharacterized. Lineage: Eukaryota; Fungi; Ascomycota; Sordariomycetes; Hypocreales; Nectriaceae. The record is from RefSeq and is a predicted model, not a curated record. Gene Ontology annotation, molecular function: 4-hydroxy-tetrahydrodipicolinate synthase activity.
AUGUCCUCACCAAGAGCACCACCAAGCGGCGUAUGGGCGCCUGCUAUCACAUUCUUCGAUCAUGACACCGAUACCCUGGACACCGAUUCCCAGGCGGCUUAUUACUCAUAUCUCUCCAAGACAGGUCUAGCAGGCCUUGUUGUCCUCGGUACAAACGCCGAAACCUUCUUAUUGACUCGCGAAGAACGCAAGGAGUUGUUGCAAACAGCUCGUAGAGCCUGCGGACCUAACUUCCCCAUCAUGGCUGGUGUCGGCGGACACUCAACGAAGCAAGUCCUCGAGUUCAUCGGCGAUGCAGCUGACGCUGGAGCCAACUAUGUUCUGCUUCUACCUCCUGCUUAUUUUGGGAAGCAAACGACACCGGAAGUUGUCAACAACUUCUUCGACGAUGUAGCCGCAAAGAGCCAGCUACCCAUCGUCAUCUACAACUUCCCUGUCGUUUGCAAUGGUAUCGACUUGGACUCUGCCACCAUUGCUGCCUUAGCCAAAAAGCAUAGCAACAUUGUCGGCGUCAAACUCACUUGCGGAGCUGUGGCUAAGAUCACGCGUCUUGCAGCUGAGCUUCCAGAGGAACGUUUCUCUAUCUACGGCGGCCAGUCUGACUUCUUGAUCGGAGGUCUCGCAGCUGGAUCUCAUGGUACCAUUGCCGGCUUCGCCAAUGUAGUCCCCAAGACGAUAGUGCACAUCUACAAUCUCUAUCAACAGGGCAAAUUCCAAGAAGCUAUGGCUUUGCAUAAGAAGGCUGCACUCGCUGAGCAACCGUGUAAGGCGGGUAUCGCAUCGGUGAAGUACGCUGCAACACUUAGUACGGCAAAGGCUGCCGGGAUCAAGGGCGCCGGAGACAAGCUCAAGCCAAGGAGGCCUUAUGUGGAACCCACUGAUGCGGCCAAGAAGAGUAUCGAAGCUCAAAUUGCUGAGAUGUUGAGCUUCGAAGCUACUCUGAAGCCAGCAGUAGAUAUUGGGCAUACCAAUGGUGUAGCGAAGGAGGUAACGAAUGGUGUUACGACUGGAGUACCCAAUGGUAUUGAGGUUCAUUGA